Messenger RNA from Arabis nemorensis, 180 nucleotides. NCBI's taxonomy places the organism in Eukaryota, Viridiplantae, Streptophyta, Magnoliopsida, Brassicales, Brassicaceae. The record is from the annotation of a GenBank genome assembly.
AUGGACAGGUGUCAGCAUCUAAGGUACUACAAGAGACUUGCAACUACAUCAGGAACUUACACAGGGAGGUUGAUGAUCUCAGUGAUCGUUUGUCGGAACUCUUGGCCUCGACGGACGACAACAGUGCCGAAGCAGCCAUCAUUAGGAGCUUGCUUGAUUAUUAAAAUUCUCAUUAAUUAA